AUGCCUUAUCAAAGACGCAGGGCUCGGUCCUGUGGGGCUGCGAUGACAGAUGAUGGCGUCUCGUUUGUGAAGGAGCUUGAUGAAAGCGACGCUAAAGAAUGUCGGUGGAAUUCGUUGCUUGAAAGAGGAGUAAGGAAUGAUUCAACGGAGCAGGUGUAUCGAAUAGGGAAACGGAUUCGUUUGACACAGAUUCGGCGAGAUGGAGUUGUUCGAUACGCUUGUGCCGAAAAAGGGUGCUCGAGAUCAUCUCAGAAAAUUGGCCAUGUCAUUUCUAAACCCGUCCCAUUGCGGGAAAUUGACAUGGAGCUCGUCGAGAAGAAUGAGGCCAACAGAAAAAAAGAACAACAUGGCCGAGAAAUGAAUCAGUUCACCACUUCAACUGUGAACACGAUUUCUCGA
This is a messenger RNA of Mesorhabditis belari, 399 nucleotides long. Lineage: Eukaryota; Metazoa; Nematoda; Chromadorea; Rhabditida; Rhabditidae. The record is from the annotation of a GenBank genome assembly.